Molecule: messenger RNA, 1119 nt
Organism: Lachancea sp. 'fantastica'
Lineage: Eukaryota; Fungi; Ascomycota; Saccharomycetes; Saccharomycetales; Saccharomycetaceae
Source: the annotation of a GenBank genome assembly
AUGGAUGAAUCGACAACAAUAUGGAACCGCGAAGUGAGCAAGCGAGAUGACAGCAACUUUCAGCGGAAAAACGAGCCCAAGGAGAACACAAUUGAUGAAUUUAAGAUUAGCGAUGAGGUUGUAGACUUGAUAGAUAAAGCACUUCCUGAACAGAAGAGUAGGAGUUUGAGUGCUCAAGAUGAGAUCACCACCACGCUUUACGAACUACUGGACACAGCGCCACAUGGCAGAAAGGUUAGGAAUGAUCUUUUCGCAAGUUCCACAGGCAAUGCAAGCAUUUUCCAGCAUUAUCGUAAAAGCUCCAUUCAUCGGAAUUUGGUCAAAACAAUAGAUAAAUGGAUCGUGGAGCGAGAAGAGUCCGCUGCAGAUAUAUCCGGAUCGCGCGGUGGGUCGCGAGGUGACCAUUCUUCGGCAAUAUUUACGUGGAGCUCUGCCAAUAGGGAAAGUAACAAAUCGGCUUCUUCGCAUGUCAAGGAAAUCAGUAGUAAUGCCAGCAAUAUUGGCAACUCCAGUGGACCAAAACAGUCUCUCAAUCGAAAGCUUCAGAAGCAGGCUCAAGUGGCAAGCAGUGAUUUUCUGGCGCAGCGUCGUGAACUGGAGCGGAAACGGGAAAUUGAAAACCUCGCCAGCACCAGGAGCGCGCCUGUGACUCCUGGCACCUUUAAAGUUGAUCCUUUACUGGUCUUAAACCCCCAGGCUCUUCCAAGACCAAGUAAGAAGAAGUCAGACACCGAAAAGCCGCGACGAAAAACUACCAAACAGAAGAACAGGUUGAGCAACCUGUUUUUUUGGAAACCUUCUUCUACAAAAGACCAACCACGCCAUGAAAAAGCUGCCAAGACGCAGAAUGAGACCAAAUCUACAUUUAUUGCAGAACCCUCAGAUCUCACAGGCUCCACACAGUCGGCGUCUGACAUUGAUCAGCCAACCUCCGAACUUUCUGCAGCUGAUUCUGUUGACGACCGUGAUUCUGCGUUUGGCGAAUUUGAAUCAGCGUCAGCGUCGGAAACAGUCAAUGACAGUGCUAAUUUUGAGCCAUCACAGGAGGCUGGUCCUCGUGUGCCAGAUAGCUUGGCCAUGGAGUCGUUUGCACCGCUUCAACCCAAAAGACGAGCUUAG